UUGUAGUUACGUUUAUACGAGUAUUUCUUAAAAAUAAUAAAACAAGAAAAAGAAAAAGGAAAACGUAAACAAGAAAAAGUUGAAAAAAAUGAAAAAGUCAUCUGAAACAGCAGCAGCUGAUCGGAGGCUGAGUACCGUGGCACGUCACCUCAUAACAACAACAACUAAUAAUGAAGAAGAAGAAAAUGGAAGUUUUAUGAUAUCAUCCUCACCAACUGCUGCUGCUGGACAAUCAGUUUUUUCCAAUAUAGUUGGUGCUCCAGAGGAUCCCAUUCUCGGGGUAACUGUUGCAUAUAACAAAGACCCGAGUCCAGUCAAGCUGAACCUGGGCGUUGGUGCUUAUCGUACUGAGGAAGGAAAACCUCUCGUCUUGAAUGUCGUCAGAAAAGCAGAGAAUCUACUUGUUAACGAUAGGACUCGUGUCAAGGAGUAUCUUCCCAUUGUUGGAUUGGCAGAUUUUAAUAAAUUAAGUGCAAAACUUAUACUUGGGGAGGACAGUCAUGCCAUCCGGGGAAACUUGGUUACGACAGUUCAGUGUUUGUCUGGUACUGGCUCAUUGCGAGUUGGAGCAGAAUUUCUGGCCAGACACUAUUAUCAACAUACUAUAUAUAUUCCCAAUCCGACAUGGGGAAACCAUACAAAAAUAUUCAACCUUGCAGGCUUGACUGUGAAAACUUAUCGCUACUAUGAUCCAGCAACCCGUGGACUAAAUUUCCAAGGCCUACAGGAAGAUCUUGGAUCUGCUCCAUCCGGAGCCAUUGUGCUUCUACAUGCAUGUGCUCAUAAUCCCACUGGUGUUGAUCCAACACUUGAGCAGUGGGAGCAGAUAAGGCGAUUGAUUAGAUCCAAAAGUCUCUUACCUUUUUUUGAUAGUGCAUAUCAGGGUUUUGCUAGCGGAAGUCUGGAUAAGGAUGCCCAAUCUGUACGCAUGUUUGUUGGUGAUGGUGGCGAAUGUUUUAUAGCUCAGAGUUAUGCGAAGAAUUUAGGGCUAUAUGGAGAAAGGGUUGGUGCAUUGAGCAUUGUUUGUAGGGCUGCUGAUGUGGCAAGUCGUGUUGAGAGCCAAUUGAAACUUGUGAUAAGGCCCAUGUACUCGAAUCCACCCAUUCAUGGUGCUUCAAUAGUUGCUACCAUUCUUAAAGACAGAAACUUGUACCAUGAAUGGACACUUGAAUUGAAGGCGAUGGCAGACCGUAUUAUUACCAUGCGCAAGCAACUUUUUGAUGCUUUAUCUGCUAGAGGGACACCUGGUGACUGGAGCCACAUUUUAAAGCAGAUUGGAAUGUUUACUUUCACAGGGCUUAAUACGAAGCAAGUCGCUUUCAUGACCAAAGAAUACCACAUCUACAUGACGUCUGACGGGCGUAUUAGCAUGGCUGGAUUAAGCUCUAGGACGGUCCCUCACCUUGCAGAUGCCAUGCAUGCUGCUGUGACCACUGUUGUUUGAGUUUAUUAUACCUACAUUUAUAUUCGUUCUAUUUUCAUACAUCUAAAUCCACUCUGCAGAUCUCUAUAAAUUGUUGUAACAAAAUAUAGAUGAUGACCUUAAUAGUGCUCUUAGAAUAAAAGUAUAUUUAUUGUUUAUUAUCUGGGAAUAAAUGUGAGAUUACUCUCUCUUUCUUUAGCAA
Molecule: messenger RNA, 1625 nt
Organism: Erigeron canadensis
Lineage: Eukaryota; Viridiplantae; Streptophyta; Magnoliopsida; Asterales; Asteraceae
Product: aspartate aminotransferase, cytoplasmic
Exons: 12
Coding region: 89-1444 (451 amino acids)
Biological process (GO): amino acid metabolic process; biosynthetic process
Cellular component (GO): mitochondrion
Molecular function (GO): L-aspartate:2-oxoglutarate transaminase activity; pyridoxal phosphate binding
Source: RefSeq, a predicted model, not a curated record